AUGCUUCAAGACUCAGCAUCAUUCCUUACAGAGACGUCAAGAGUCAGAUGCCUGAGGAAAAUUGGGCUGCGCAUGGCGGCGUUCAAGCUUGCGAUCUAUGUCAUUCACGAAAGGCAGGUGAAAUGCGACCGUAAGGAGCCUUGCUCAAAUUGCGUAACAGCUAAAGCCAAUUGCCUCCGCAAUAGGCACAAGCGAGCACCGCGCCCAAAACCCCGAACUGAUGAUAAGAUACAAUCUCUCGUACAAAGACUCUCAAGUCUUGAAGAUUCCGUGCGUAGCAGCCAGCGAACCGCCAGCGCCUUGCCGGACCACAAUGGAACGGCAUCUCCAGAUGGCGUUCCAUCCGAACGACCUCGGAAGCGAAGGCGCACAGGAAGCCCGAUAACCGAAGCCACUUCUGUGAUAACCCCAACCCCAGAUGUAGACUCGACUCAACAGACAGCCAAUGAAGCGCGGCACCUGAUCAGUAAGGAACUCUCGACUAACGGACUGCUCUCUGUACACCAGCGUUCGGUGCUCGAAACGGCGAUAUCCUUUGUUGAUCAGCUGUCUCACGCUCCCGUGCCAACUAUUACGGACCGCAGCACUUUUGACAGGUCGAUGCAUGUCUACAAAGAAAUAACACAAGGCGAGAUCCUUCAUGUUAUUCUUGGCACUGAGACCAGAACGUUCGAUGACUCUACUAUCCAUUUUCACGCACUUGACCAUAUUCCACCGAAAUCUGUCGAAAAAAGCGCUCUGGCUUUGAUGGAAGGCAGUGCUGGCGAGGAGACCAUGUUGUUGUACAAGAUUAUCAUCCAUUUCAAGGCAGCCGUCGUCCUUUACGGCAACCAGCUGCAAGGACCGAAAAGCCCGGCAGUACAGAAGCAUAUCAGACAAAUGGAGUACGAUCAUCUCACCGCAGCACUCACUGCUCUUGACAGUAUCAGCUUCUUGACAACACCAUCGCUCCUUCUAGUCCAAGUUUUGAUCACUGGGGCUAUAAUGAUGCAAAUCCUGGGCAACCCGGCAAGUUGUUGGGAAAUGAUAGCCUAUGCUUCACGAGCAAUCGUUGCCCUUGGCUACCACAACAUUAAUGACACUGAGGUGAAGAGCGAGCUCGACGAAGAAAUACAUGCAGCACUCGCUUGGUGCGCUCAAUUUGAUAGUUGCAUGAGUCUACUGUUACUACGGCCCAAAUCCCUGCCACCACUUCACGUCAAGAUAUCGUCCUUGGUCAAGCCCGACCCUGCUAAUCCAAUGGCCGUUUUCGAAUUCAUGGCCAUGGAAAUGGUCCCCGUGCAUGACAAGAUCUUGGAGCUAACAUUAGAAUCAUCAAAAAAAUCAGCGACGUCCCUGAAAGAGGAGGUAGCGUGGCUAAGAAAAGAAAUGACGAAUCUCUACAGUUUAAUGGAGCAGAAUCGCCCUUCAUAUCUCAUCGACACCCAUGUGGACAUUCUCCUCCAUUGGAAGUGUCUCGAGUUCAAGUACUUUUCCACCCUGACUUCCGUCCAUCGCCUGAGCCCAUCGGUCACAACGCAUCCAUCUGAGCGGGAGGAGUGUCUCCAGAGCGCUCGUAAGGCUCUAGAAUGCGUCAAGUUCAUCGAAGAGGUUGGGAAGAGCCUGGGACAUUUCAUAGAAGGAUACGAUCCUUAUCUAGCGUGGACUCUUCUCUCCUAUCCUCUUUGCCCCUUUUUCGUUGUCUUUUGCAACGUAGUUGGUACGUCUAAUGCUCAAGAUUUCCAACUCCUUCAGGAUGUAACCGACGGCAUCUCGACGCUGGUCACCGAGAACAAGUACGUCCACCGGCUCCAUCGGCUGUGUGCCACACUACUUGGUCUCUGUAAGCCUCUCGUGCAAACGACAGGUUUGAAUGGAGAUCUACACGCUGGAUUUGAAGCUGGAAUUACGACAUAUGCCCCACCGUCAUCUUUCGGUACAGCUCAGGAUGUCUUGGAUGAGUCCAAAGUCGACGACAGUAACGGUGAUCUUCUGCCAUGCUCGUGGAAUGACGACAUGAUGUGGCAGCUGUUUCAGUCGCAGCCCUCAUUGGACUGGUUCAACGCAGACAUACUGGAUCCAGCUUGGGACGUUAGUCCGCCCAAGUAA
Messenger RNA from Cucurbitaria berberidis CBS 394.84, 2088 nucleotides. RefSeq lists its product as uncharacterized. The record is from RefSeq and is a predicted model, not a curated record. Gene Ontology annotation, molecular function: zinc ion binding; DNA-binding transcription factor activity, RNA polymerase II-specific. Gene Ontology annotation, biological process: regulation of DNA-templated transcription. Lineage: Eukaryota; Fungi; Ascomycota; Dothideomycetes; Pleosporales; Cucurbitariaceae. The coding region runs from base 1 to 2088 and encodes 695 amino acids. The transcript has 8 exons.